UCCACUAUGGAACCAAAGAAUUACAGCACUAUUAGAAGCAUUCUAAAGAAAGCUCAAGGAGAAAAAAUUGCCCCUUAUGUUUUCAAAAUCAAUGAUACCCAAAUGCUCCAGCAAUAUCUAGAUAAGGAAAAAAUUACUUAUGAAAUUUACCAAGAAGAAAGGAAAAUUAUAACUACUAAACGAACAUUAAUACCAACACAGAAUGAACCAAGAAAGAAACGAAAACUAGAAACAUAA
Messenger RNA from Dentiscutata erythropus, 237 nucleotides. NCBI's taxonomy places the organism in Eukaryota, Fungi, Glomeromycota, Glomeromycetes, Diversisporales, Gigasporaceae. The record is from the annotation of a GenBank genome assembly.